Messenger RNA from Leptonychotes weddellii (Weddell seal), 4976 nucleotides. NCBI's taxonomy places the organism in Eukaryota, Metazoa, Chordata, Mammalia, Carnivora, Phocidae. The record is from RefSeq and is a predicted model, not a curated record.
GAGGUUCCGGGGGUGGGGCGGCUGGAGGGGAAAGGGCGAGCGGGUAGUGGGCCGCGGCGAGUGAGGCGGCCCGGGCAGAGGAGGAGGAGGAGGAAGCGGCGGCGGGGGUGCGGCCGCCAAGGGGAACUCCUCCCCCGUUCCCUCACCCCCCUCAGUUCAGCUCCCCGAGCCCCGGGCGGGGCGGGGGGACGUGGAGCGGGGCAGGGCGGGGAAGCCGCCCCGACUGGUCGGGAGCGCACCCCAGCUCCGAGCGCACGCCGCUUGCAAGAACUUUGUGGUGGCGCCGCAGGUGUGGGGGCCCGCGGAGGUGUGCAUGUGGGGCGUGAGGGCGUCGCGGAGAGCGGCCGCAGCCCUGUCCGGCCCCCGCUGGAGUAGCCCGGAGGCAGCGAGCAAGGAGAAAGGUGUGUGCCCUCUUCCUGAUACUGGAGAAAAAUGCCAGUCCGGAAGCAAGACACCCAGAGAGCAUUGCACCUUUUGGAAGAAUAUCGUUCAAAACUAAGCCAAACUGAAGACAGACAGCUCAGAAGUUCCAUAGAACGGGUUAUUAACAUAUUUCAGAGCAACCUCUUUCAGGCUUUAAUAGAUAUUCAAGAAUUUUAUGAAGUGACCUUACUGGAUAAUCCAAAAUGUAUAGAUCAUUCAAAGCAGUCUGAACCAAUACAGCCUGUAAAUACUUGGGAAAUUUCCAGCCUUCCAAGCACUACUGUGACUUCAGAAACACUGCCAAGCAGCCUUAGCCCUAAUGUGGAGAAAUACCGGUAUCAGGAUGAAGACACACCUCCUCAAGAGCACAUAUCCCCACAAAUCACUAAUGAGGUGAUAGGUCCGGAAUUAGUUCAUGUCUCAGAGAAGAACCUGUCAGAAAUUGAGAAUGUCCAUGGAUUUGUUUCCCAUUCUCAUAUUUCACCAAUAAAGCCAACAGAAGCUGUACCUCCCUCUUCUCCCACUGUCCCUGUGAUCCCUGUCCUGCCAGUCCCUGCUGAGAAUACUGUCAUCCUACCCACCAUACCACAGGCAAAUCCUCCUCCAGUACUGGUCAACACAGAUAGCUUGGAAACGUCAACUUAUGUUAAUGGCACUGAUGCAGAUUAUGAAUAUGAAGAAAUCACACUUGAAAGGGGGAAUUCAGGGCUUGGUUUCAGCAUUGCAGGAGGUACGGACAACCCACACAUUGGAGAUGACUCAAGUAUUUUCAUUACCAAAAUUAUUGCAGGGGGAGCAGCUGCCCAAGAUGGAAGAUUACGGGUCAAUGACUGUAUAUUGCGAGUAAACGAAGUAGAUGUUCGUGAUGUGACACAUAGCAAAGCAGUUGAAGCAUUGAAAGAAGCAGGGUCUAUCGUACGCUUGUACGUAAAAAGACGGAAACCGGUAUCAGAAAAAAUAAUGGAAAUAAAGCUCAUUAAAGGUCCUAAAGGUCUUGGGUUCAGCAUUGCUGGAGGUGUUGGAAAUCAACAUAUUCCUGGGGAUAAUAGCAUCUAUGUAACCAAAAUAAUUGAAGGAGGUGCAGCACAUAAAGAUGGUAAACUUCAGAUUGGAGAUAAACUUUUAGCAGUGAUGUUAGUGGUUGCUAUUGAGAUAUCCUUAAAUUCAGAGAUUCUUUUCUCAGCCAUUGCCAGACUAUUAAUAAGUCCAUCAAAGGCAUUCUUCAUUUCUGUUAACAGUGUUUUUGAUGUCUAUGCUUUUUACUUUCUUUCUUUUGAAGCUUCUUCUCAACCUGUUGAUAACCAUGUUAGCCCAUCUUCCUAUUUGGGCCAUACACCAGCAUCACCAGCCAGAUACUCACCUGUUUCAAAAGCAAUGCUUGGAGAUGAUGAAAUUACAAGGGAACCUAGGAAAGUUGUUCUUCAUCGUGGCUCAACAGGCCUUGGUUUCAACAUUGUAGGAGGUGAAGAUGGAGAAGGAAUAUUUAUUUCCUUUAUCUUGGCUGGAGGACCUGCUGAUCUUAGUGGAGAGCUCAGAAAAGGAGAUCGUAUUAUAUCGGUAAACAGUGUUGACCUCAGAACUGCCAGCCAUGAGCAAGCAGCAGCCGCUUUGAAAAAUGCUGGCCAAGCGGUCACAAUUGUUGCGCAAUAUCGGCCUGAAGAAUACAGUCGUUUUGAAGCCAAAAUACAUGACUUACGGGAGCAGAUGAUGAAUAGUAGCAUUAGUUCAGGAUCAGGUUCUCUUCGAACUAGCCAGAAGCGAUCCCUCUAUGUCAGAGCCCUUUUUGAUUAUGACAAGACUAAAGACAGUGGCCUUCCCAGUCAGGGAUUGAACUUCAAAUUUGGAGAUAUCCUCCAUGUUAUUAAUGCUUCUGAUGAUGAAUGGUGGCAAGCCAGGCAGGUUACACCAGAUGGGGAGAGUGACGAAGUUGGGGUAAUUCCCAGUAAACGCAGAGUUGAGAAGAAAGAACGAGCCCGAUUAAAAACAGUGAAAUUUAAUUCUAAAACAAGAGGAGAUAAAGGGCAGUCAUUCAAUGACAAGCGUAAAAAGAACCUCUUUUCCCGAAAAUUCCCCUUCUACAAGAACAAGGACCAGAGUGAGCAGGAAACAAGUGAUGCUGACCAGCAUAUAACUUCUAAUGCCAGCGAUAGUGAAAGUAGUUACCUAAUCUUGAUUACAGAUGAGUAUGGCUGCUCAAAAGGUGGUCAAGAAGAAUAUGUCUUGUCUUAUGAGCCAGUGAAUCAACAAGAAGUUAAUUAUACUCGACCAGUGAUCAUAUUGGGACCUAUGAAAGACAGGAUAAAUGAUGACUUGAUCUCAGAAUUUCCUGACAAAUUUGGAUCAUGUGUUCCUCAUACAACUAGACCAAAACGAGACUAUGAGGUAGAUGGAAGAGAUUAUCAUUUUGUGACUUCAAGAGAGCAGAUGGAAAAAGAUAUUCAAGAACAUAAAUUUAUUGAAGCUGGCCAGUAUAACAACCAUCUAUAUGGAACAAGUGUUCAGUCUGUGCGGGAAGUAGCAGAAAAGGGCAAACACUGUAUCCUCGAUGUGUCUGGAAAUGCCAUAAAGAGAUUACAGAUUGCACAACUUUACCCAAUCUCCAUUUUUAUUAAACCCAAAUCCAUGGAAAAUAUCAUGGAAAUGAAUAAGCGUCUAACAGAAGAACAAGCCAGAAAGACAUUUGAGAGAGCCAUGAAACUGGAACAAGAAUUUACUGAACAUUUCACAGCUAUUAUACAGGGAGAUACGCUGGAAGACAUUUAUAACCAAGUGAAGCAGAUCAUAGAAGAACAGUCUGGUCCUUACAUCUGGGUUCCAGCAAAAGAAAAGUUAUGAGGACUGAUGUUUCUCUGUUUCUCUUUUCCACAGUCCAUUUUCUCUGACACUUCUUUGCCCUUUCCUUUUGGAGUCUGUCUACAAUACACCUUCCACGUUGAGUCAUAUCCCACUCAUCAUGGUCUACAAGUUGUGCUUAGUUUUGACAUCUAGGGUCUCCUUAAAGUUGUAGCAUCUGUAUUAUUUUAUGUCACUGUUGGUUUGUGGCCAUUUUUCAGAACUGAAGAUGGAAUGGCCUGACCAGCUAUUAAGGAUUUGGGGAGACUGGGAAAUUGUGGCAAAAUUCCUUAAUGUUUAAGGGAAAGUAACUUUAAGAGAUUUUCAGAAAAGCUUUAUAUACAUUCUUUUCAAAUUUCAGUAUAAAUGAAAGAAAAGUGUUAAUCAGUGAUUUAGUAAACUUUGAGCAACAGUGCACGCUUAACUUUAAUAGCAUGGUUUGGCCAAUAUAUUAACUCUCAAGUCCUUUUCUCAAUUGACUUGUGUUAUCAAAGCAAAUAUUUAAUUAUAGACAAAUAAGGAAAAUACGUUUUUUAAUUUCAAAAUUAAUGUCUGCAUUAACUUUCAUAAUUUCACAAGGGAUAUUCAUUUUUCAUAAGAGUUCUUCAUGUCUUUUAUUGUUUGAGGGUUUUUUUCUCAACACAUUUGCUAGGAAUAGCAGUGUUAAAAAUGUUUUUAAUCUUGUGCAGCACUGUUUAUAGUGUCUUAAAAAAGUUCAUACAUAAUGAUCAUCACAUUCUCUGAAUUGAGGCCAUGUUUAGGUGCUAGGGGAGCUCACCUUUUACACAUAAGGUUGAGGAAACUUCAUAGACAUAAAUACAGACAGAACAGACAUUACAGUGGUGAUGUAGUAAUCAUUAUGGCAAUGGAAAAGGAGUCCAGUUCAUAGUCUAAAACUUUAAAUGUAUUCUUAGGGAUCAGAUUUUAAUGAAUAUUUUACCCACAGUAACUGCCUAUUUUGUUAUAAUAAAAUAUAUAUAUAUAUAAAUAUAUAUAAAACUUUCUUUAACUAAACUGUAACUAUGGGAAUUAUUUUCUUUACAUAGUUGCACACACACACAAACAUACAUAUAUAUUUAAAAUAUAUUUUUUCUUUUGCCACCUACUCUUAACUUUUUGUUUGGUUUUUAAAUUAAAUAUUAAUUGAUUAGACUUUAUCUUCCUUAAUCAUGUGAACUGAAAAAGGGGGUAUGGUGGUUGUGGAAAGAAACCUUUAGGGAAAUUAGAUUACAUACAGAAGUAUAGGCAUGUUCUCCUCUUUUCUACAAAAGUUUUCAAAUGGUUCCUGGUUCUGUUUUGGGGUUUUUUGUUACUGUUGUUCUUGUCAUUGGGUUUGGAUUUGGUCUUCUGCCUCUCCUUCCAGUUCUCCUUUCACUAAUAGGCAAAUAAGCAAAAGCCUCGUGUGUGUUUUCCCCUCAGACUGCACACUUUUCACCUCUCGUAGCUGCUGUGCACUAGAGUCGCACAGAUCUUCAUGGUGAGCAAUUUUAAGAAAUUUUAGUGAAAGGUAGAUAUGAUUUCAGAAAUCAACUUCUCUGGUCUUUUAAUAAUAUUGUUUGGCUUCCCUUUGCUUUUUUGGAGUUGUUUAUUAAAUACGUGUUUUUCACAGCCUCCUCAUUACAGUUUCUUAAAUGAGUACUGGUUUGUAAAGGAUUAUCAACAUUAUCCAUUCCAUUUAUGAGAAAGAGGAGAACAGCUAAUAAACUUUGUUGUAAAAUCCA